Messenger RNA from Drosophila persimilis, 9531 nucleotides. It is a transcript of the gene Ppn, whose product is annotated as papilin. Gene Ontology annotation, biological process: extracellular matrix organization. Gene Ontology annotation, cellular component: extracellular region. NCBI's taxonomy places the organism in Eukaryota, Metazoa, Arthropoda, Insecta, Diptera, Drosophilidae. The record is from RefSeq and is a predicted model, not a curated record. Gene Ontology annotation, molecular function: serine-type endopeptidase inhibitor activity. The coding region runs from base 331 to 9075 and encodes 2914 amino acids. The transcript is spliced from 18 exons.
ACCCUGCGGGUGUGUGUGAUCGAGAACAAGAGGACGGGUCCGAGGACGAAAUUUAAAUCGAAAUCGAAAUUAAUUCAGUGUCAUUCCGUAUCCUUUCUGGCCAUGCGCAGGCGCAAAGUGCAGAAUCAUUUUCGUUGUGAAGAGUGUGCGAAAUAAUUAAAACUCAAGUGGCCACGAGCCCGACCGAAAACAUUUCAAGUGUCAACCACACAGAACAAGCCUCGAUUUAAGUAUUUGCGUGCAAAAUUCGUGAAAUUCCGAGAAGGAGCCACCCCAACGACGCGGAACGGUUCGAUUAUUGUGCUAUCAUCAACAGUAAGGAGCCGCAAAAUGGAUUUAUCGAGGCGGUUGUGUACAACUGCCUUGAUAGCAUUCAUUGUACUGGCUGGCAUACCCGACUCCCAGAGUAGAUUUCCCGGACUGAGACAAAAAAGACAAUAUGGCGCGAAUAUGUAUUUGCCGGAGAGUUCCGUGACGCCCGGCGGAGAGGGCGACGAUCCCAAUGAGUGGACGGAAUGGAGCUCGCCGUCGGACUGCUCCCGAACAUGUGGAGGCGGUGUGUCCUACCAGACGCGCGAAUGCCUGCGCCGAGACUACAAUGGCGAGGCAGAGUGCAGCGGCGGCAAUCGUCGCUACUAUUCGUGCAACACGCAGGACUGUCCGGAGGAGGAUCCCGACUUCAGGGCCCUGCAGUGCUCGCGCUUCGACGACCAGAGGUUCGACGGAGUCAUGUAUGAGUGGGUGCCCUACUUGGGUGCCCCGAAUCCGUGCGAGCUGAACUGCAUGCCCAAGGGCGAGCGCUUCUACUAUCGCCAGAAGGAGAAGGUCGUCGACGGCACCCGUUGCAACGACAAGGACAACGACGUGUGCGUCAACGGACAGUGCAUGCCCGUGGGCUGCGACAUGAUGCUGGGCAGCGAUGCCAAGGAGGACAAGUGCCGCAAGUGCGGCGGCGACGGCAGCACCUGCAAGACCAUCCACAAUACCUACAGUUCCAGUGAUCUGGCCCCCGGCUACAACGAUCUGUUGCUCGUGCCCCAGGGCGCCACCAACAUUAAAAUCCUGGAAACUGCGCCGUCGAACAACUAUCUGGCCUGCCGCAACCUGUCGGGCCACUACCAUCUGAAUGGCAACUGGCGCAUCGACUUCCCCCGCCCCAUGUUCUAUGCGGAUUCGUGGUGGAACUACCAGCGCAAGCCCAUGGGAUUUGCCGCCCCCGAUCAGUUGACCUGCCCCGGCCCCAUCUCCGAGAGCAUCUUCAUCGUGAUGCUGGUGCAGGAGAAGAACGUGAGCAUCGACUACGAGUACAGCAUUCCCGAGUCCCUGAGCCACAGCCAGCCGGACACCCACACGUGGACGCAUCGCGAGUUCGGUCCGUGCAGCGCCUCCUGCGGUGGCGGCACUCAGUCGCGCAAGAUCACGUGCAACAACCGCGUCAACCUCCAGGAGGUCGAUGCGGCUCUCUGCGAGAAGGAAUCCAAGCCCGCUGAAGAGCAGGCCUGCGGCACAGAGCCUUGUGCCCCACACUGGGUGGAGGGCGAGUGGAGCAAGUGCUCCAAGGGCUGCGGCUCUGAUGGCUUUCAAAAUCGUACCGUCACCUGCGAACGAAUCUCCUCCGAUGGCGAACAUACGGUUGAGGACGAUGCAGUGUGCCUGAAGGAGGUUGGCAACAAGCCUGCCACUGCCCAGGAAUGUAAUCGGGAUGUCAAGAACUGCCCGAAGUACCACUUGGGUCCCUGGACACCCUGCGACAAAUUGUGCGGCGAGGGCAAGCAGACCCGCAAGGCCACCUGCUUCAUCAAGGAGAACGGAAAGAAGCGUGUCCUCCCCGACGAGGACUGUGUGGAGGAUAAGCCAGAGGUGGAGAAGACCUGCCUUCUGACCCCUUGCGAGGGUGUUGACUGGAUUAUCUCCCAAUGGAGUGGAUGCAAUGCUUGCGGACAGAACACGGAGACCCGCACCGCUAUUUGUGGGUCAAAGGAUGGCAAAGAAUACCCAGAGGAGUUUUGUCAACCAGAGGUACCUUCUCUGUCCAGACCCUGCAAAUCGCCCAAAUGCGAGGCCCAGUGGUUCUCAUCAGAGUGGAGCAAGUGCUCCUCCGCCUGCGGCAAGGGGGUUCAGUCUCGCAUCGUCAUCUGCGGAGAGUUCGAUGGCAAAACCGUGACCCCAGCCACCGACGACACUAAGUGCAACAAGGAAACGAAACCGGAGUUGGAGCAAGAAUGCGAGGGCGAGGAGAAGGAGUGCCCUGGAGAAUGGUUCACUGGACCUUGGGGCGAGUGUAGCAAGCCCUGCGGCGGAGGUGAACGUACUCGCGAGGUAUUGUGCCUUGCCAAUGGCACCAAGGCCCUGAACUGCGACGAAUCCAAGCUGGAAUCCAUAUCCGAGAAGUGCAAUUCCGAGGCCUGCACUGAAGAUGAAAUCCUGCCCCUGACAAGCACCGACAAACCCAUUGAGGAUGAUGAAGAGGACGACUGCGAUGAGGAUGACAUGGAAUUGGUCACAGAUAGUCUGCCAGGCGAUCAGAAGAUUUCCGACGGUGUCGAUCUCGACGAUGAAGCCAAGACGGAGUCCACGCUCUUCACCGAAGAACUGAUGCUAAGCGAUAGCCCCGAUACGACUGCAUUCGAUGAGUCUGCCUCGACUGGCACUACGGUUGAGGGAUCAGGAGAUGAUGAGUCCACGACGGACAGCGGUAUUUCGACUGAAGGAAGCGGAGACGAUGAGGAAACAUCUGAAUCAUCUUCAGAUGCGUCAACAGACGUGUCCGGCUCCACAGAUGCGUCGAGCUCCAGCGAAUCAAGCGAUGCCACAUCCGAUGCCCCCGCAUCAUCAGUCUCCGAUUCUAGUGAAUCUACCGAUCAAUCCACUGAUGUUUCUGGUGGCUCGACAGACGCAUCGAGCGCCACUGAAUCGUCCAGCUCAGUGGAUACCUCUGAAUCUACAGAUUCUUCCAGCUCUACGGAUGUGCCCGCCUCGACGGAUGUUUCAGGCUCCACAGAUACUUCAGACUCCACAGAGGCUUCUAGCUCAACGGACUCAUCCAGCGAAUCUUCAGACUCCUCUGACAAGACAUCUGAUACCAGCGAAUCAUCCACUGAUGCGGCUUCGUCAUCGGCGUCUGAUUCCAGCGACACUACUGAAGGUUCUACCGACUCCACCGACGUUUCCAGCUCAACGGAGAGCCCCUCUGACAGUACCAGUGAUGGCACUUCGUCUUCGACUGAUUCUUCUGCAUCGACUGAAUCCACUUCCGAAGAAACCACGGAAACUACACCCGAGACCUCGACCGACACAACUGAGUCCUCAACCCUGGAUGCAUCUUCAACCACCGAUUCUUCCUCCACGAGUGAUGCUUCAUCCAGCACCGAUGCUUCUUCGACCAGUGGAGCUUCAAGCGAGAGUUCAUCAGAUAACAGCUCAUCAGACUCUACCGAUACCACACCUUCCUCCUCCUCUUCCGGCUCGGACAGCACUGAAACGACUGAGUUGUCCAGCGACGGAUCGACGACUGAGGGCGGAAGCACUGUUGAAGGUUCCACUGAUGUCAGCUCCACCGAUGGAUCCACCGAAUCUCCCGAAUCAACCUUGUCCACGGAAUCGACAGAGGCAGCGAGCACUGGCUCAACAGAAAGCACUGAGGCUGGAUCAAGCGAAGGCUCAACCACAGAGGGAAGCACUGUUGAGGAUGUAUCUAGUUCCACAAGCUCAUCAGAUGCCACGGAAUCGACUUCCACAGAUUCAUCAUCAUCCACUGACGUUUCUGGAUCAACAGAUCAAUCCGAAUCCACCGAAUCCACAGAUUCGGGAUCCUCGGAAUCUACCGAUGCUUCUGAGUCUACAGAAAGCGGAGGCACCACUGACACCACUGAGAGUGGCCCGACCGAGGAGAGUACCUCCGAAGGAUCCACCGAUAGCACCACUGAGGGAUCUACUGACAGCUCCCAGUCCACGGAGCUCGGCAGUGGUACCAGCGACAUCUGGAGCUCCACUGACAAUGAGGAAGAGUCAAGCACUCCGAACACCUGGGAGUCGGCCAUCACCAAGGACAAGCCCCGCAAGUGCAAGCCCAAGAAGAGCGACUGCGUCAAGUCCAAGUACGGUUGCUGUCCAGAUGGCAAGACCACGCCCAAGGGACCUUUCGAUGAGGGCUGUCCCAUUCCCAAGACUUGCGCUGACACCAAAUACGGUUGCUGCUUGGACGGAGUAUCCCCGGCCGAGGGCAAGAACAACAAGGGUUGUCCCAAAUCCCAGUGCGCCGAGACUCUCUUCGGGUGCUGUCCCGACAAAUUCACCGCCGCCGAGGGCGAGGAUAACGAGGGAUGUCCCGAGACAACCACCGUGCCACCCACCACAACCACGGAAGAGUCACUGCCAGAAUCCACCACCGAAAUCGAGGGAUCCGGUGGAGACUCCACUCAGGCACCCGAACUUGAGAGCAAGUCCUGCUCCUUUGCCGAGUUUGGCUGCUGUCCGGAUGCCAAGACCCCGGCGAAGGGCAAGAACUUCGAAGGCUGUGCCGCACCAGCAGAUGGACCAAAGGGCUGCGAUCAGUCCGAGCAUGGAUGUUGUCCGGAUGGUCGCACACCAGCCGCUGGUCCUGGAGGUGAGGGCUGCGCGGCCUGCACUCGCGAACAGUUCGGCUGCUGUCCCGACUCUGAGACACCGGCUCAUGGACCCAACGGCGAGGGCUGCUGCCUGGACACGUCCUUCGGCUGCUGCCCCGACAAUAUUCUGGCUGCCCGAGGACCCAACUUCGAGGGCUGCGACUGCCACUACACUCCUUACGGCUGCUGUGCGGACAAGAAGACUGCCGCCCGUGGAUACAACCAGGAGGGAUGUGCCUGCGAGACCACUCAGCACGGCUGCUGUCCCGACAAGAUCACGGCCGCCAAGGGACCCAAGUUCGACGGCUGCCCCUGCGAGACCACGCAGUUCGGCUGCUGCCCAGACGGACUCACAUUCGCCAAGGGACCCCACCACCACGGCUGCCACUGCACCCAGACGGAGUUCAAGUGCUGCGAGGACGACAAGACACCGGCCAAGGGUCCCAACUUCGAAGGAUGCACGUGUGUGGAGAGCAAGUUUGGCUGCUGUCCCGAUGGCAUCAGCAGUGCCACGGACGAGAAGUUCGGCGGCUGCGAGAAUGUCCAGGAGCCACCGCAGAAGGCCUGCGCCCUGCCCAAAGAGACGGGCACCUGUGGCAACUUCAGCGUCAAAUACUACUUCGAUACCAACUACGGCGGAUGCGCUCGGUUCUGGUAUGGCGGCUGCGAUGGUAAUGCCAAUCGCUUCGAGACGGAGGCGGAGUGCAAGGACACCUGCCAGGAGUACACCGGACAACAUGUGUGCCUGCUGCCCAAGAGCGUCGGACCGUGCCAGGGCUUCACCAAGAAGUGGUACUUCGACACCGACCGCAACCGGUGCGAGGAGUUCCAGUACGGCGGCUGCUACGGCACCAAUAACCGAUUCGAUAGCCUCGAACAGUGCCAGGGCACAUGUGCUGUCAGUGAGAGUAUCCCCACCUGCGAACAGCCUGUGGAGAAUGGACCUUGUGCCGGAAACUAUGAGCGUUGGUACUACGACAACCAGACCGACAUCUGUCGUCCCUUCACCUACGGCGGUUGCAAGGGCAACAAGAACAACUAUCCGACGGAGCACGCCUGCAGCUACAGUUGUCGCCAGCCGGGCGUACUCAAAGAGCAAUGCUCACUUCCUAAGCAAACUGGUGAUUGCAGCGAACGGCACGCCAGGUGGCACUUCUCCGAGAGCGAGAAGCGCUGCGUGCCCUUCUACUACACUGGUUGUGGUGGCAACAAGAACAGCUUCCCCUCAUUGGAGUCCUGCGAGGACCAUUGUCCCCGGCAAGUUGCCAAGGACAUCUGCGAGAUCCCCGCGGAGGUGGGAGAAUGCGCCAACUAUGUCACCGCCUGGUACUACGACACCAAGGAUGAGAGCUGUCGCCAGUUCUACUACGGCGGCUGCGGCGGCAACGAGAAUCGCUUUGCCAGCGAGGAUGCCUGCCUGGCGCGCUGCGAGAAGAAGCCCGAACCCCCAACGCCACCACCAGCCCCAGCCCCCAGCACCGUGGAUGUGUGUCGCGAGCCCGCGAGCGUCGGAGACUGCGAUCAGUACACCCUCAAGUGGCACUUUGACGGAGAGAGCGGCGCGUGUCGCCAGUUCUACUAUGGCGGCUGUGCUGGCAACGGCAAUCGCUUUGAGACUGAGUCCGACUGCCAGGCGCGCUGUGUCAGCCCCCAGGCUCCACCACCAGAGACUAGGCGAACUGCUCCGCCAGAGACUAGGGAGCCUCCUCAAUCUGCUGCUGUCCACCAGUGUGAUCAGCCAGCUGCCGCGGGCGACUGCGAUCAGUAUGUGCUCAAGUGGAACUUUAACGCGACUGCCGGUCGCUGCCAGCAGUUCUACUAUGGCGGCUGCGGCGGAAACGAUAACCGCUUCGAGUCUGAGCAGGAUUGCUCGGCUCGCUGCGCUCCCAGCGUAGACAAUCGUUUCGGAGAACCAGAGCCAGAACCCGAGGAGCCCCGCUCAGAGCCGGAUACGGCCAAGUGCUUCCUACCCGCCGAAUCGGGCAACUGCUACGACAACGAGACCCGCUGGUUCUACAACAGCCAGGAGGGACUCUGCGACGAGUUCGUCUACUCGGGCUGCGGCGGCAAUGCCAACAGCUAUGCCACCGAGGAGGAGUGCCAAAACGAGUGCAAUGAUGCCCAGACCACCUGCUCCCUGCCACCGGUGCGCGGUCGCUGCGAUGACAUCUCUCGUCGCUGGUACUUCGACGAACGAAGUGGCGCCUGUCACGAGUUCGAGUUUACCGGCUGCCGCGGCAAUCGCAAUAACUUCGUUUCCGAGAGGGAAUGUCUGGGCUAUUGCCGGGAUCAGGCACUAUCCGAGCCCCAACCACCAGCACCGACCUACUCCGUGUGCACUCAGGCACCGGAGGCCGGAGAGUGCGAUAAUCAUACCACGGCUUGGUUCUACGACAGCGAGAAGAUGGCCUGCACGGCCUUCUCCUACAGCGGCUGUGGCGGAAACGGAAAUCGCUUCGAGACGCGCGACCAGUGCGAGAGGCAGUGCGGCGAGUUCAAGGGAGUGGACGUUUGCAAUGAGCCAGUGACCACGGGGCCCUGCACUCAGUGGCAGACCCGCUACUAUUUCAAUCGCGAUUCCCGUACCUGCGAGCCGUUCACCUACGGUGGAUGCGAUGGAACCGGAAAUCGCUUCGGUGAUCUGUACGAGUGUCAAACUGUUUGCAUUGCGGCCCGCGAGCCGGAGCCUUCAGUGGGUACGGUCAAAGAGAUAUGUUUGCUGCCCCUGGUAACCGGCCGAUGCAAUGGACCGGCGGUGCAGGAGCGUCGUUGGUAUUACGAUGAUGAGCGCGGCACCUGUGUGUCCUUCAUCUACUCGGGUUGCUCCGGCAAUCAGAACAACUUCCGUUCGUUUGAGGCAUGCACGAAUCUCUGCGGAAGGCCCGUUGACAACGAGAUUGACAACGAAAUUGGACAGGGUCGCUGCGAGAGCUUCGAGAACGAGUGCCGCGAACUGCGCUGUCCUUAUGGCGUUCGCCGUGAGGCCGACCGAUCCCAGCCGGAGUGCACGAAGUGCCUGUGCGAGAACCCUUGCGAGAGCUACUCCUGCCCCGAGGGUCAGCAGUGUGCCAUUGAGAUUGCCAACACGGGAGAUCGUCAGUUUGCGCCUGUCUGCCGCGACAUUAACAAGCCCGGAGUCUGCCCCGGACUGGCGGCCAAUGCCAGCAACUGUGCCCAGGAGUGCUACACCGAUGCUGACUGCCGUGGCGAGAACAAGUGCUGCAGCGAUGGCUGUGGCUAUCUCUGUGUGCAGCCAGCCCGCCCCACCCAGCGGCCCAGCACUCGUGCCCCAACUGUCGUCUAUCCGGGCGAGAGCAGGGCCGCUCUAGAGCCCAAGCAGCCGCAGGAACUGGAUGUCCAGACCUCCAUCGGUGGCAUCGCCGUCCUGCGAUGCUUCGCCACUGGCAAUCCAGCCCCCAACAUCACCUGGUCGCUCAAGAACGUGGUGAUCGAUACGAACCAAGGACGCUAUGUCUUGACCUCGACUGGUGAUCUGACCAUCGUGCAAGUGCGUCAAACCGACGAUGGCACUUAUGUCUGUGUGGCCAGCAAUGGCCUGGGCGAGCCCGUGCGACGCGAGGUUGCCCUCCAAGUGACAGAACCCGUUGACACCGCCGCAUACGUGUACGGCAACAAGAACAUUACUCAGAUCGUGCAGUUGAACAGACCGGCGGUGAUUCGCUGCCCAGCCGGUGGCUAUCCGCAGCCGCACGUUAGCUGGUGGCGCAACAACAAUCUGUUCGGCAACCGGGAGCGUGGACGGGCUGAGAUGGCACGCGACUUCUCGCUGCUGUUCCGCUCCAUCCAGCUGUCGGAUCUGGGUCUGUACACCUGCGAGGUGUACAACAAGCGGGGACGCCCCGUCUCGCUGCGUGUCACGCUGAAGGCGGUGGGUCCCGCUCGGGCCCUGACCAACGAGGAUGCCCAGUACUUGCAGUAUGUGAUAGAUCCGGCCACGGCGCCGGUCACACAGAGACCCAGCUACCCCUAUAGACCAUCUCGUCCGGUCUAUGUGCCGCCGCCGACAGUGAAUGCCCAGGCUCUGGUGGCACUGGAUCCUAAGAACAGCUACUCUCCAGGCUCCACCAUCGCCAUUAGCUGCUCGGUGCAGGGUUAUCCAGAACCAAAUGUGACAUGGACCAAGGACAACACACCGCUGUACAGCAACGAGCGCAUACAGAUUACAUCCCAGCCCCAUCGACUGGUUGUCAGCGAUGUGAGCACCGAGGAUACAGGCAUAUACGGCUGCAAGGCUAGUAAUGCAUUCAGCUACAGCGUCAGCCAGGAGACGGUCACCAUCCAAUCUGUCAUACCUGUAUCGCCCGAGUGCAUUGACAAUCCGUUCUUUGCCAACUGCAAGCUAAUCGUAAAGGGAAGGUACUGCAUCAACCAGUACUAUGCCCAGUUCUGCUGUAGAUCCUGCACGCUGGCCGGCCAAAUUGCGCAGCCCCAUCCCAAUGCGCUGUAAUUCCACGCACUACGCACACAAGAGAAGCAGAAUUUUUGAAUUGAGUUUAAGCACACCGACACAAGAAUAAUUAGCAUCCUCAGGGCACCCCACCCACCCCCGAAACGAAGUGGGCGGGGCGGCCACUUCAAAAGCAGAGAGACCAAAAAGCCAACACCUACUCGUAUAUAGCCAUAGCCUUAGCCUGACAGAUCAAGAACGAACGAAAAGAACAUUUAAUUUAGUAUAUACGAUUAAAUAUCUGCCUACUUCCAGAACAAAUUCAAAUAGUAUUAGUGUUUUUUAUGUUUGUGUUCCUAUUUAUUCUUGAAUAACGUUACAAUUCAAUCCAUCGAGGAAAGCGGCUAAAACGAAUUUUCAUUUUACUUUCUUAGCAUCUACGAUCUAUUUGUGCAACGAGUAAAGCAUUUAAGCCUAAAACAAAUAAUUGUAAAUAAAUUAAAACUACAUAAUAAA